Molecule: messenger RNA, 1887 nt
Organism: Cicer arietinum (chickpea)
Lineage: Eukaryota; Viridiplantae; Streptophyta; Magnoliopsida; Fabales; Fabaceae
Source: RefSeq, a predicted model, not a curated record
GGGCCCUUGUAUCACAAACACAAAUCAGAGUAAUCGGAUUUGCGGCAGCCAAGCAGAGAAUUGUACUUCACACCGAAUUCCGCCACUACUCUCCAAAGCACUGCCGUUUGCUUCACAGUUGAAAACUAAGGUAUUAGGGUUUUAUCAGUGAAGUAGAACAAGAGGGUUUAUCAAUGGCAAAGAGAAAGGAAAGGAUUCAGAAUCCCGAACCAUUCGUUCCAGAUGGCACCGAGUAUGCGAAAUCGAAGAUAAGUUCCAAAGCUCCUAAAAAGCACCAAAAGGAAGGUGACCUAAUUGAUUCUCAUAUUAGUUCCAAGAUUAUGAAGGAAGCUUUGAUUCAACUCAAAGAGGUCGAAGAAGAAGAAGAUGCUAAGGAGCAAAAUAAUACUAAAUCUUCAUUCAAUCGUCUCGAAGAGCUUCCCAAGGUUGUAGAAGAGAAUGAUGAUGAUAUUGAUGACUUUGCUGGCUUCUCUGAAAAUCAAAGCCAAUUUGCUGAAGUUGAAGAUAUUAAUGAAGACGACGAGAAACUAUUGGAAGCAUUCUUAUCCAAGGACUUGGGUGGCCACAAAACACUUGCAGACAUCAUUGUUAAAAGAAUAAAAGAAAAUGACGUUUCUGUUGCUUCAGAAAAUCGACCAGUGCCUAAAUUGGAUAACUCGAUAAUUGACAUAUACAAGGGGGUUGCAACUCUUCUUAGCAGAUAUACAGUAGGCAAAAUCCCCAAGGCAUUUAAACACAUCCCCUCAAUGCAACAUUGGGAGGAGGUCUUAUAUGUUACUGAACCUGAAAAAUGGUCUCCAAAUGCUUUGUAUCAAGCCACUAGGAUUUUUGCUUCUAAUUUUGGUGCGAAAAAGGCAGAGCGCUUCUACAAGCUUGUGUUGCUUCCAAGAGUGAGAGAAGAUAUAAGAAAGAACAAAAAACUGCAUUUUGCUUUAUAUCAAACACUGAAAAAGGCUUUGUACAAACCAGCUGCUUUCUUUAAAGGAAUACUGUUUCCACUAUGCGAGUCGCGCACAUGCACUCUCAGGGAAGCGGUCAUUGUUGGAAGCAUUAUAGAAAAAUUUUCCAUUCCUCCACUUCAUUCAAGUGUUGCACUAUUGAAGCUUGCGGGGAUGGAUUAUUGCGGCACUACAAGCUAUUUCAUAAAGCUUUUUCUGGAGAAGAAAUAUGCUUUGCCGUAUCGUGUGGUUGAUGCAGUUCUUGCUCAUUUCAUGAGAUUUGUCAAUGAAACUAGGAUGAUGCCUGUUAUAUGGCACCAAUCACUUCUUGCAUUUGUGCAGAGGUACAAAAAUGAACUACAGAAGGAAGAUAAGGAUAAUUUAAUGUCUCUUCUGGAAAAGCAAAAUCAUAAAUUAGUUACACCUGAAAUUAGUAGAGAGCUAAACAACAGCCGUAAUCGAGGUGAAAAGGAGGAUGAUCUCAUGUCAAUACCUAUAAUAAACAGGACUAUUGAAGAAGAUAGGUUUGACAUUCCAGAAGUACCAAUGGAGUUGGACUGAUUUAUUGUGGCUUUAACUUCGGUUUUCCCAUUGGAGAAACUGUACAUGCCCUCAUCUUCAUGCUGAAGUAUAGUCAGACAGUCUCCGCAAUUUUGUACUCUUCAUAUGACAUUGGACUUUCAUGCUAUGUUAUUUUUUUUCUUUCGAAUUUUCGACAACUGCAUCUUUGCUGCUGUUUCUUUUCCGAAUAUUCUUACCAUCGGGGUAGUUUAAUGUAAUCUAAAUUUAUUUUUUUACCAAUGUAAUCUAAAUUAUUAGAAUACAUCCACAGUAUGAUAUAUUAUUCUUCUACUGUUUUUGGUGUGGAUUAAAUCUGAGGGUAAAUUUAUUUUAGGGUUGUUGGACAUCUAUUAUUACUAAAGCUCAUUAUGUUUCUUAUUUGAUUACA